UAAGUGAAGAGUGGGGGGAAAAACAGCUUCUGAACCAUUCCAGGCAGUUUCAGUGCAAGAGGGUCAGAAAGGGAGGGCGAUUCGUGUGCUACUAGGGUGAGAUGGGGUCUGAAUUUAUUUUAUGGAAACACCGUUUGCUCUUUUCUCUGAUAGUCUUAAGUAUUACAAGUUCUAAGGUCCACUAUGGGCUCGCAGCUCCUGUUGAAAAUCAAGGCAGUUUGACGAAGAUGCUCCCCAGGGGCAGUCACUGGGCGGUGGGUCACUUGAUGGGGAAAAAAAGCAUUGACGAUGGCCUUUAUGGCUAUGCCAACAGUGACAACAUGGUGCAUCCAGUUCUGUCAGAAAAAGCUAAGCAGCCAGAAGGUGAUCUGCAAUGGGCUGAGAUAGCAAAGAAUUUCUUAAGCUUGUUGGAGGAAGCAAAAUCCAGAAAGGUCCAGCAAACAAGGGAACAUUUUCCAAUAUUUAACAAGAAACCAUGGCAGACAACCAACGAAGACUCCAAAGGGAUGGUGGAUUAUCUUCUGCAAUUGAUGAACCUGAAGGACGAAACCCCAAGUUGAAUACAUGAUAUCAAUCCUGCCAGAAAUAAAUCUAAAGAGACUAUUAUGUUUUUUUCCUCCAAGUGUUUAGCUGUACCAAAUAUCAGACAAAAUUGUUUUUUGUUUUAAAAUAACUGAAUGUUCUUGUACCUCUGAACAUUAACUAAAUGAUUUUCACACAGCAGAUUAUGUUUUGAUGUUUUUAAUGUAAAUAAGCAUUGUUAGGGAAGGUCUUCCAAUAUAAUGAUCAUAAUUUUACUAUUUUGGUGUUUUAUAAUCAUUCACCUUUUGGGUUGCCGCUACAUUAUGAAUUCUAAAAAUAAAAUCUUAACCCAUAUCA
Molecule: messenger RNA, 879 nt
Organism: Carcharodon carcharias (great white shark)
Lineage: Eukaryota; Metazoa; Chordata; Chondrichthyes; Lamniformes; Lamnidae
Product: gastrin-releasing peptide
Exons: 3
Coding region: 102-560 (152 amino acids)
Biological process (GO): neuropeptide signaling pathway
Molecular function (GO): neuropeptide hormone activity
Source: RefSeq, a predicted model, not a curated record